Panicum virgatum (switchgrass) is the source of this 1008-nucleotide messenger RNA. RefSeq names its product NDR1/HIN1-like protein 26. The coding region runs from base 149 to 838 and encodes 229 amino acids. The transcript has a single exon. Gene Ontology annotation, biological process: defense response to other organism. The record is from RefSeq and is a predicted model, not a curated record. Lineage: Eukaryota; Viridiplantae; Streptophyta; Magnoliopsida; Poales; Poaceae.
UGACUACAGUGUGCAAUGUAGCUGCUUUAUUAUCUUCCGUGUAUCACUCAAAUGCCACUGAACUUUAGGCAGCAUCUCUAUCUUUUAAAAAAAAACUUAAGGCAGCAUCUCAUGCAUCUCGUCGUCCCUGGCUCCACUUGAUGGGUUGAUGCAGCCUGCUAGCAGCUGCUACGGCAGCCGGCAAUCGGAAGGGAUGUCUCUGAUCUCGGGUGAUCCUGAGGAGCAGUCCCCCAGGGAUUGCUCCAGGUCCAGAUCAUCCUCCUCCGCGAAGCACCGCCGCCGCCGUUGCCGGGUGCUCAUCGCCACCUCGUCGACCGUAGCGUCGUUGGCGUCGCUUGCCCUCAUCCUGUGGCUCACCCUCCGCCCUUCCAGCCCGCGCUUCUCCCUGCUCGCCGCCACGGCCACGGUAGACGACGCCGCCGCCUCCGCCAGCAUCGUCGUGGACGCCGCCCUCGCCGCCCACAACCCCAACGCCCACGCCACAGCCCUCUACGGCCAGCUCCGGGCGACCGCCUCCUACGCCGGCGUGCCCCUCGGCGCCUGCGCGCCGCUGCCGCCGCUGGAGCAGCCGGAUCAGGGCGACGCGGUGCUGUCGGCCCUGCUCACGUCGUCGACCUCGCCCCCCUCUGCGUGGAGGCCGGUUCCUGGCGCGCAGGCUCUGCUGAGGGUGCGCAUCGAGGGGCAGCUCCGGUGGAAGGUGGCGUCCUGGGUGUCCGGCAGGCAUGGGCUCACCGUGGACUGCGUCGCCGCCGUGGUGCCGUCGUCGUCUCCAGGGAAGCAGCAGCGGCAAGGGUCAUCAUCAUCAUCCCCCUCCCAGUGCGCCACCCAAGUCCUAUGAUUACCUUAGCUAUCGAUGUGAUUAUUGCAAAUUAUAUAUGAUGAACCAGUAAUGUGAUGUAAGCUGCUGUUGCUUUACCAAGAAUCUCUGCUGUGCCCAACUGGCCGAUAGAAUGGUUAAAAUCUCCCAAUUGGCCGAUCAGAAUGGUUAAAAUCUCCUCCUUUUGCUCU